Messenger RNA from Hyla sarda, 3982 nucleotides. Its product is annotated as toll-like receptor 2. The transcript is spliced from 3 exons. Gene Ontology annotation, molecular function: transmembrane signaling receptor activity; protein binding. Gene Ontology annotation, biological process: immune response; toll-like receptor signaling pathway; inflammatory response. The coding region runs from base 203 to 2707 and encodes 834 amino acids. Lineage: Eukaryota; Metazoa; Chordata; Amphibia; Anura; Hylidae. The record is from RefSeq and is a predicted model, not a curated record. Gene Ontology annotation, cellular component: membrane.
GAACGGUCAGAGCUGCAGAAGAGAAGAAGACGACGUUAGUAUCACACAAAAGGCACCAAGUUCUGAACUAAGACGAAGGCUCCGGGGUUCACAGCACCCUGAUAAUAACACGCCGGUCAUGUGAUUCUAUGUCCUUCUUUGCCGUCUGUUGGAGCCAAGAUAAUGAAUUCUAUGAGAAAAAGAAGAUGUGGACGAUUUAGUAAUGUUUCACCUCAAUGGGCGAUUCGGCUUGCUUCUCAUCAUACUCUUCAGAGUAGUCAAGUUAUGUGAGUCUGUUUGUGUCAUUAAACUGGAUGGGAUAUAUGCCAACUGCAAAGGGGAAAACUUGUAUUAUGUUCCUCAAAACUUUUCGGAGGAUCUGGAAUAUCUGGACUUGUCCUAUAAUAAAAUCACAGAAUUGAUUAUAACAAGUUUUAUUCGGUAUCCCUACUUACAUACGUUAAACCUGAGCUACAAUAACAUUUCCUACAUAGAGAAUGGAACAUUCGAGGUCAACCUGCUCCUAAGGAACCUGAGUUUAUUCAAUAAUUCUCUCACAGAGAUACCAGCCUCUCUAGCACCUCUCGUAAGCUUGCAGAUCCUGGACUUGUCCAACAACUUCUACAGGUUCCCCACCCUGGGGGAAGAGUUCAACAAACUGGUGGAAUUGCAAGACUUAUCCAUCGGAGGUCCUCUUGUUACUGCUGUUCAAAGAAAUGACUUAGUCGUCCUCCAGAGUAUCAGUCUGCAGAAGUUCUCUUUAAAGUCAAAGUCAAGUUUGGACUAUUACGAGCCGGGGGCUUUCUCUGUGCUGGACACUGAGGUCUUGUGGCUGGACGUUUCCCUGGACAGUAAUCCUGAUUUGCUAAUUGAUAUUUUAAAAGACUUACAAGGGAAAAACCUGACCACGUUACGUUUCCGGAACUUAUUUGAGUUUUCUUACUAUGACCGUGCAGGGGAUAUAUUCUCCUUCUUGCCUGCCAUUAAUCUACGAGAUCUGGUCUUCUACAGAGGAAAGUUUAAUGAGAAUCUUCUCCGUCUGGUCUUGCAGAACGUUCAGAUUUCUAAGAUCGAAAACCUUUUACUGCUCUCUAUAGAUUUUGCUCGCUCUGUGAACACCAAUAAGACAGAUGUGACCAUUGAUAACUUGAAUCUGCAGAAUUUGGUCAUACAGGACGUCACUAACCCAGAUAUCCUGAGGUUUGACUGGACUUUCACUUGGUUCAGUAACGUUGCACACCUGAGCAUCAUCAACGUCAACUUCAACUUUGUCCCAUGUGAUGCUUGGAGUCAAAUGACUAAUGUGGUCUCAUUAAAUAUAUCGAGUAACCGACUAAAAGCUGCGUACCUGUUUAACUUAUUGUGUAAGUAUAAUGGGCUACCAAAAAUUGAGACAUUCAAUGUAAGUAAUAAUGAAGUAAGGAGUCUGAAGACCAUCUCACUGUUGACAGCUUAUUGGCCAAAGCUCACCCAUCUGGACCUUUCAGAUAAUGCCAUCGGGAACAUGGCUGAGUCUUGUGAGUGGAGAGCCAGCAUCAAAACCUUAAUCCUAAGGAACAAUAUUCUGUUAGAGGAUGUGUUUCACUGCCUGCCAACUACAGUGGAACAUCUAGACAUGUCUAAUUCCCACCUGGAAAGUUUGGAUAUGAACUAUUUUUACCAAGCUACAAACCUAACUGAGCUCAUUGUACGAAAUAAUAAAAUCAAGUUCAUCCCGACAGACUGGAGCAGCCCCAACCUCCAGGUCCUUGCACUUGAAGGGAACUCUUUUGGCAUCAUUGAUCAAGGUUCUUUUCAGAACUUGCGACAGCUGAGAGAGUUAACUGCCGGGAACAAUCCUUACCAUUGUACAUGUGACCUCUACGACUUCAUCACAGUGACUCUUAAUGAAGGUUCCUUGUCUCUCCCGGACUGGCCAGACGACUACUACUGCUAUCAUCCACACCAGCUGCUAAACACCAGGAUUGAGUUCUUUAGCCCGGGGAAGCUGGAGUGUGACAUCCGCUUGGUGGUGGCUAUCUCAGUCUCAGUGACAGCUGUUGUGGUGAUUGUAUGCAUGCUGCUUUGCUAUAGGUUUGAUAUCCCCUGGUAUAUAAGGGCGAUGUGUCAGAUAAUUCAAUCCAAAUAUCGGUCUAGGAAUGACCAAGAGGCAAGAGAAUACGCCUAUCAUGCCUUCAUCUCCUACAGCUAUUCAGAUGCAGAUUGGGUAAGGGGAAUGUUACUACCUCAUCUAGAGAGCUCCAACCCUCCAUAUAGAAUCUGCAUCCAUGAAAGGGACUUCCUCCCUGGAAAAUGGAUUAUUGACAACAUCAUAGAGAACAUCGAGAACAGCCGCAAGAUCAUCUUUGUGUUGUCUCGCAACUUUGUCAACAGUGAAUGGUGUAACUACGAGCUCUACUUUGCCCAUCAGAGGGCCAUUGGCCAUGCCUUCGAAGACGUCAUUCUGGUGGUCAAGGAGAACGUCUGCAUGCAGGACCUACCAAAAAGGUACUGCAGGCUCCGAAAAAUGCUUAGAACUAAAACUUACCUUGAGUGGCCCCUGGAGGAGAACCGACAGCCGUUCUUUUGGGUCCAGCUCAAAAGCAUCCUGGGUAAAGGCAGCAUAAGUCUUUCCAGACAUGAUAAUAUUUCACUGGUGAAUGAAACGGUUAAUGUUGGUAUAGAGAGUAGUUCAGAGGAACCUAUGACUAUGACCACAAAGGACAACCUAAAGCUGCCCGAUAGCUGAGACCACACAAUGGGCCAUUAGGGGGAGAUUUAUCAAAACCUGUGCAGAUGAAAAUUUGCCCAGUUGCCCAUAACAACCAAUUAGCUUGCUUCUUUCAUUUUUAGGAAGGCCUGUGAAAAAUGAAAGAACUUUUCCUCUGCACAGGUUUUGAUAAAUCCUCCCCCCCCCCCCACCUUAGUGUUGGCAGUAUUUAAUUGAGCCCAUUUUUUGAUCAUCAUUUCAUAAGUCAAUUCUACAUAUAAUCUUUAGGAAUGUUGACAAUCUUGUAUUGUUUCAUCAUGUUUUACACUUUUGUCACUUCCAGAGCUGCAUUCACAGUACUGUACGGUAGAUUUCCUGUAGGUUUAAUCUCUGUAAAGAACACUUUCUUCUGAGGUACAUUAAAAAUGGGGGAAAGGUUAACCCUCCUGGACCAGCUUAGCUUUUAGGGGUGAAAAAAAAAAAAAAAAAGCACUCCAGGUUUUGUUUUAUUUUUGCCCAUAUCAUGCACAUUCACCAUAACUAGUCCUACAGUGUCAUCUGUUUCAUUCCAGUACAGCUUCCUUGUGUUCCAUUAUAUAGUUACAUAUAUAGUAAGUACAGUUUAAAAAAAAUGUCCAUUAAGUUCAGCCAAGAGGAAUAGUGUUAGGCCCCUUUCACACUGCCUGUAUCCUCAGGCAAAUUCGUCCUCCCUCUUUUUACUAUAAUUAUUUUGCCGGCCAUAAUUUUGCAGGAGCAUACCGGCAAAUAACUGGUCCUGAUGGACCCCAUUGUAUCAAAUAGCAGCUGUUAUUUUUGGAGAGAAAAAAAAGACGGUGCAAGCACUAUUUUUCCUCCGGCUUUUCUCGAUUCUAAAAUAACAGACUUCACACUGCCAGUGACAGGCGGCAGUGUGAACGCAGCCUUAAUGGGGCAUGUGAUCACCAGUCUGACCCACAGUGUUUAACCCCUUAAGGACAUGCACCGUAAAUGUACGGCGCUGCAUAGCCCCUCUUAGAGCACAGCGCCAUACAGUUACGGCACGGAUGUGAUACAAGCGUAGGAGCUGCGCUCGCUUCAUUUCCGGCGGCUGUCAGCAGCCGCGGACGCGCUGGUAAUGGCGGACAUCAGCAAUCGAGCUGAUGUCUGCCAUUAACCCCUCAGGUGCCGUGAUCAAUACAGAUCACGGCAUCUGCAGCACUUAUAAUGGCUGAUCUGAUCGCCUGCGGCACUGCCACGGGGAACAGAUCAGCGAAGAUGGCUGCCUCUGUCCGUCUCUCGGGGUCUUCUGCACUGAUCUGCCUUCCAGCACUUCCA